UUAGAGAUAGAGAGAGUGAGCCUCACAAGAGAUAACUGUUAGUCAUCAAAGAGUAGAAGAAGAGAAUGAUUAAAUGAAUGAGCAACCAAGCUUUUACGCUCUCUUCUUCUCCUCCACUUAAAAACUGAACCUUCUACUCCUAUACAUAUCUAUCAUCUACAGAAACACGCACACACGAGUGUCUCUCUCUUACUCUCUCUCAAACAUUUUCUACUCUCUCUCUACAGUUCGCCAUGACCCCGGAAGACUCCUUAAGAUCUCUCUCUUUAGACUAUCUCAAUCUCCUAAUCAACGGCCAGGCUUUCAGUGAUGUAACUUUUAGUGUAGAGGGCCGUUUAGUCCAUGCCCACAGGUGUAUCCUAGCUGCCAGAAGUCUCUUCUUCAGGAAAUUCUUUUGCGGGUCCGACACGCCGGGGGGUUUAGACGCAUCCGGCUCCAGGAUGGGCCAGACCGGGGGACUUGCAUCAUCUCCGAGAGGGGGAAACCCUCAUGUUAUACCGGUGAAUUCAGUGGGGUAUGAAGUUUUCCUGUUGAUGCUGCAAUUCUUGUACAGUGGACAAGUCUCUGUUGUGCCCCAGAAGCACGAGCCCAGGCCUAACUGUGGGGAGAGAGGAUGUUGGCACACACAUUGCACUGCAGCCGUUGAUCUUGCUCUUGAAACCCUUGUCGCCGCGAGAUCCUUUGGAGUGGAACAGCUCGCUUUGCUCACUCAGAAGCAAUUGGCAAAUAUGGUAGAGAAGGCCUCAAUUGAGGAUGUAAUGAAAGUUUUGAUAGCUUCAAGAAAACAAGAUAUGCACCAGUUGUGGACUACUUGUUCCCAUCUGGUGGCGAAAUCUGGCCUCCCACCAGAAGUUCUAGCAAAGCACCUCCCCAUUGAUGUUGUAGCCAAGAUUGAAGAGCUCCGCCUCAAGUCGUCCCUUGCCCGUCGCUCCCUAAUGCCUCACCACCACCACGAUCUUAGCGGUGCUGCUGCUGAUCUCGAAGACCAGAAAAUACGCCGAAUGAGACGAGCCCUCGACUCUUCUGAUGUGGAACUUGUUAAGCUUAUGGUAAUGGGAGAAGGCCUUAAUCUUGACGAUGCAUUGGCCUUGCACUAUGCAGUAGAGAAUUGCAGCCGGGAAGUGGUAAAAGCAUUGCUUGAACUUGGUGCAGCUGAUGUAAACUACCCGGCUGGCCCAGCAGGCAAAACCCCACUCCACAUUGCCGCCGAAAUGGUGUCUCCGGACAUGGUGGCGGUCCUCCUCGACCACCAUGCCGAUCCGAAUGUCCGAACCUUGGAUGGUGUCACUCCCCUUGAUGUCCUUCGAACCCUAACUUCUGAUUUUCUCUUCAAAGGGGCUGUGCCCGGACUCACACACAUUGAACCAAACAAGUUGAGGCUUUGCCUGGAGCUCGUCCAAUCUGCUGCCUUGGUAAUUUCCCGCGAGGAGGGCAAUGCCAAUGCACCUUCUUCCACCACAAUUUAUCCUCCAAUGAGUACUGAAGAUCAUGCCUGCAGUAGCACGAGCAGUGGAAACAUGGCGAACCUUAACCUUGAUUCAAGAAUGGUGUAUCUAAAUCUUGGCGCAGCCCAAAUGGGACGCAAACUGAAUGAAGGAGAAGACAGCAGCCAUAACAACCAAAGAGAAGCCAUGAAUCGACAUGACCCUUCAAUGUAUCAUCACUCCCAUGAUCAUCAGUAUUAACUCAACUACACUUCAAUUCCUCUUUCUCUAUAUUGAACAAUAUUUCCAUGAAAUGGGGCUCUGAUUAAACUAGCUUGCAAGAGUUUGUUCGAUAUUCAUGGAGAUAUUUAUAUACUUUUCAUUGCAGUCAUAAAUCAACACCAUUGAUUUUUGUUUCACUUUU
Messenger RNA from Olea europaea var. sylvestris, 1848 nucleotides. RefSeq names its product regulatory protein NPR5-like. Lineage: Eukaryota; Viridiplantae; Streptophyta; Magnoliopsida; Lamiales; Oleaceae. Gene Ontology annotation, biological process: plant organ development. Gene Ontology annotation, molecular function: protein binding. The coding region runs from base 234 to 1685 and encodes 483 amino acids. The transcript has 3 exons. The record is from RefSeq and is a predicted model, not a curated record.